Messenger RNA from [Torrubiella] hemipterigena, 2884 nucleotides. Lineage: Eukaryota; Fungi; Ascomycota; Sordariomycetes; Hypocreales; Clavicipitaceae. The record is from the annotation of a GenBank genome assembly.
CAAGCCUUUGCCGGGUAGCGCGUUGGUGCCGUGACAACAACUCAAUGCCAAACGUCCAAGUUUCAUCACGGGCCUCUGCAUAUUGAUAUUUUAAUUGAUAUUAUGCGUGCGAUAAAUUUUAACAUUAUUUUUAGUAUUGUGUGAGCAUAGGCUCAAGGCUGCUAGGGCGUAUUGGGAACGUGACAGGAUAUAAUCAGGACUUUGCAACAAUGGCCGACUUUGACAUUGAUGCCAGCUUUAUUCCGUCUCUCCACAAACCGGCUGCCUUAUUGCCAGUGGCCAAACACAAGGAGAGCCUUCUAUAUACAGUGGAGACAUUUCCUAUAACAAUUAUUAUCGGCCAGACUGGCUCUGGAAAGACGACCCAGAUUCCUCAGUUCCUUGAACAAGCAGGAUUUUGCCACGAUGGAAAGAUAAUUGGGGUAACACAGCCCCGCCGUGUGGCAGCGACUACAGUGGCGCUCCGCGUAGCAGAAGAGAUGGGCGUAGAGAUAGGCACACAAGUCGGCUACUCAAUUCGAUUUGAAGAUGUCACUUCUGCGUCUACUAAGAUCAAGUUUCUUACCGACGGACUACUAAUUCGAGAAGCCCUCGUUGAUCCACUAUUGAGUCGGUAUUCUGUCAUCAUGGUUGAUGAGGCCCAUGAACGGUCCAUUAGCACAGAUAUAUUGCUUGGCUUGCUAAAGAAGAUCAAAAAGAAGAGACCCGACUUGCGAAUAAUUAUCAGUAGUGCAACACUACAAGCCGAGUCGUUUUUGUCAUUCUUUUCCAAUGGUGAAGAUGACCAAAAGGACGACCAGGCCGACAAUGCGGGUGCACCGGGCAAGAUUGUGAGCAUCGAAGGACGCACCUAUCCCAUCGAUGUUAUGCACUUGGACACACCAGCAGAAAACUAUGUCGACAAAGCUAUGGACACUGUUUUUGAAAUCCACAGCCAAGAAGAUACUGGUGACAUACUAGUCUUUCUUACGGGCCGCGAGGAGAUUGACUACGCCAUCCAAGCGGUAGCCGAACGAGCUGGCCAGAUGGAUAAUACGCAGGCACCGCUUCAGCCUAUGCCCCUUUAUGCCGGACUGACUUCAGAGCAACAGAUGUAUGUCUUUGACAGGCCUUCAGAGGGUACUCGAAAAGUAGUCUUCUCAACGAACAUUGCAGAGGCAUCUGUCACCAUCGAAGGUAUUGUCUACGUGAUAGACAGUGGCUAUGUUAAGCUGCGAGCAUAUGAUCCCAAAACUGGCAUCGAGUCACUUGUGACAACCCCGAUAUCGAAAGCAUCUGCAUCACAGAGGGCAGGUCGAGCUGGCCGAACAAAGCCCGGAAAAUGCUAUAGGUUAUACACUGAGCAAGCCUAUGCGUCCCUGGCAGAGGCAAACCCGCCGGAAAUACAACGGUCGAAUCUAGCACCGACUAUAUUGCAACUGAAGGCCCUUGGAAUUGAUAAUAUUGUCAGAUUUGCCUUUUUCUCACCUCCUCCCGCCGAGCUAGUAGGCAAAGGCCUGGAGCUGUUAUAUUCGCUGGGAGCCCUCGACGAGUAUGCCAAACUCACAACGCCGCUUGGCACAAGAAUGGCCGAGAUUGCAGUUGAACCGAUGAUGGCCAAAACACUACUAUCGGCUACGGCAUUUGGCUGUGUUAGCGAAAUCUUGACUAUUGCUGCCAUGACAAGUCUUGGAAGCAGCGUAUGGUUCUACCAUGAGGGAGAGCGAGGCCAAAUGGAAAGUGCAAGACGGAAAUUUGCGGCCGAAGAGGGCGAUCAUCUCACACUUCUCAACACAUAUCAGGCAUUUAUCGCAAAAGGUAAAAAAGAAGCCAAGUUUUGCCACGAAAAUCACUUGAAUUAUAAGUCUAUGGUAAGGGCUGUUAGUGUCCGUAGCCAGCUUAAGCGAUACCUUGAUCGAUUUGGCAUUAUUGUCGAUGAAACGCUCUCAAGCAAGGCGGCUCAAAAUGACACGGCUGGCACAGUGUCCAAAGCAGAGCAGAUUAGGAGGUGCCUGACAGGAGGCUACUUUGCACAUGCAGCUAGGAUGCAGGCGGACGGCACGUUUCGAAAUGUGCAAGGUGGCAGUAUCUUGCAUGCACAUCCCAGCUCGGUCAUGUUUAACAGGAAAUCAGACUGGGUGAUUUUCCAUGAAAUUAUGCAGACAGGCGAUAAGACAUAUAUCCGGGAUAUUACAAAGAUCGAAAAAGGCUGGCUAUUGGAAUAUGCGCCUGAAUUCUACAAGCUAUCAAAUCGAUGACAACCACGAUAGCACAUGAAUAGAAACUAUACAAAUAAUAAAACAUGCAUGUUCAUUUCGGUAUGUCUGCCAAGCACACUAAUAUCGGCCUUGCAGAACUUUGUAGAAGCCAACCUGUGGCCCCCCCAAAAGCAAGCAAAACGGUUUAUGCGGUAUUGGCCAACGCAGCCGCACACCACACACAUAUCGGAUGUUGUGCAUGGGAGCCAGUGGUCCAUGUGCGGCAGCUGCAUGAUGCUGACGAAAUAAGACGCCACGUCCAAAGUAAUAGGUAAUAGUGCUUUAUAGGGAACAGCCAAAGAAAGGUACCCGGAGCUGUUGCUACUCUUGGAAAGCCACCACCAAUUAUUCGGUCCUGCUACACCUACUGCAACGAACGACACAGACACGGGCUCAGCCUACGUCUGUUACGGCACUGGGUUUAGGAACGACAUCGCCAAAAGCGGCAAGGGUGGCAACAGCGCUAUUCCUACGCGUAUUCACCGUCAACGGAGGGAGCAUAGGUGAGCGAGCGGGUUACAAAGUGUACAGAGCAUAGCGCGCGAUGGAAUGUUUUGUUUUGUGAGUCUAGUGGGCUAGACUGGGCGAAGCGCCGAUUGGGAAUGAGACAUCUGGGGCGAUGCGACACGGGCGCGAGCAACUACGAC